Messenger RNA from Meleagris gallopavo (turkey), 894 nucleotides. It is a transcript of the gene SNPH, whose product is annotated as syntaphilin. Gene Ontology annotation, biological process: neuron differentiation. The record is from RefSeq and is a predicted model, not a curated record. NCBI's taxonomy places the organism in Eukaryota, Metazoa, Chordata, Aves, Galliformes, Phasianidae. Gene Ontology annotation, cellular component: mitochondrion; cytoplasmic microtubule.
CCCUCCGCCGCCGCACCCAUGGAGGCCGGCGCAGGUCGCUGAGCCCGGCGCUGCCGCCCCCGAGAGCCGCGGGCCCCGCGCAGUUCCCCUGUGCCCAGGACCCGCGGCACCACGGCCAUGUCUCUGCCGGGGAGCAGACGCUCAUCCACCGGAUCACGAAGGCGCCCCUCGCCCCCCGGGAGGGACACCUACGGCACCUCCUCGCUGAGCAGCAGCAGCAAUUCUGGCUCCUACAAGGGCAGCGACAGCAGCCCCACCCCAAGGCGCUCGGCCAAAUACAACCUGUGCAGUGACAACCAUGGCAUCAAACCACCCACACCAGAGCAGUACCUGACCCCACUGCAGCAGAAGGAGGUUUGCAUCCGGCACCUGAAGGCCCGCCUGAAGGACACGCAGGAGCGGCUGCAGGACAGGGAUGCUGAGAUCGAGGACCUGAAGACGCAGCUGUCGCGGAUGCAGGAGGACUGGAUCGAGGAGGAGUGCCACCGCGUGGAGGCCCAGCUGGCGCUGAAGGAGGCCCGCAAGGAGAUCAAGCAGCUGAAGCAGGUGAUCGACACGGUGAAGAACAACCUGCUGGAGAAGGACAAGGGGCUGCAGAAGUACUUCGUCGACAUCAACAUCCAGAACAAGAAGCUGGAGACGCUGCUGCACAGCAUGGAGGUGGCGCAGAACGGCGCGGGGCUGAAGGAGGAGGGGGCUGCUGAGUCGGCGGGGGGGUCCCCGGCGAGAUCCCUCACCCGCAGCUCCACCUACACCAAGCUGAGCGACCAGGCGGGCGGUGAGCGCACCGUGGGCGGAUCGCAGACCAUCUCGGUGGACGAAGGGGCCGACAGCGGCUUUGCUGGGGGGGACGAAGUGCUGUCAGCUCCAACCCACAGCUCCGGCUCUCUCUGA